Messenger RNA from Sapajus apella (tufted capuchin), 3135 nucleotides. It is a transcript of the gene USP4, whose product is annotated as ubiquitin specific peptidase 4. Gene Ontology annotation, biological process: protein deubiquitination. The record is from RefSeq and is a predicted model, not a curated record. Gene Ontology annotation, cellular component: ciliary basal body; centrosome. NCBI's taxonomy places the organism in Eukaryota, Metazoa, Chordata, Mammalia, Primates, Cebidae. Bases 40 to 2685 code for a protein of 881 amino acids. Gene Ontology annotation, molecular function: cysteine-type deubiquitinase activity. The transcript is spliced from 19 exons.
UGCGUGGGCGCGGUCUAUAGCACGCCAGGCGCGGGGCGGAUGUCCGGGCCGGCUGGGCCGGGGGCCGCGGACGAGAUGGCGGAAGGUGGAGGCUGCGGUGAGAGACCGGAUGCGGAGACUCAAAAGUCCGAGCUUGGAGCGUUAAUGAGGACCACUCUCCAACGCGGGGCGCAGUGGUAUCUUAUUGACAGCCGGUGGUUCAAGCAGUGGAAGAAGUAUGUGGGCUUUGACAGCUGGGACAUGUACAGUAUGGGUCAACAUAACGUAUUUCCUGGCCCAAUUGACAAUUCUGGGCUCUUUUCAGAUCCUGAGAGUCAGACCUUGAAAGAACACUUAAUUGAUGAAUUGGACUAUGUAUUGGUCCCCACCGAGGCCUGGAAUAAAUUACUAAACUGGUAUGGCUGUGUAGAAGGCCAGCAGCCCAUCGUCAGAACAGUUGUGGAGCAUGGCCUGUUUGUCAAGCACUGCAAAGUUGAGGUGUAUUUGCUGGAACUGAAGCUCUGUGAGAACAGUGACCCCACAAAUGUGCUGAGUUGCCAUUUCAGCAAGGCAGACACCAUUGCAACCAUCGAGAAAGAGAUGCGGAAGCUGUUCAACAUCCCUGCAGAGCGUGAAACGCGGCUCUGGAACAAAUACAUGAGCAACACCUAUGAGCAGCUGAGCAAGCUGGACAACACUGUCCAGGAUGCUGGUCUAUACCAGGGUCAGGUGCUAGUAAUUGAGCCUCAAAAUGAAGAUGGCACAUGGCCCAGGCAGACCUUGCAGUCAAUAUCAAGCACUGCACCUAGCAGAAAUUUUACUACCUCUCCAAAAUCAUCAGCAAGUCCCUAUUCCUCAGUGUCUGCCUCUCCCAUUGCAAAUGGUGAUAGCACUAGCACCUCUGGGAUGCACAGUUCCGGUGUCAGCAGGGGUGGAUCUGGCUUUUCUGCUUCGUAUAAUUGUCAGGAGUCACCGUCAUCUCAUAUACAACCUGGGCUCUGUGGACUCGGAAAUCUGGGAAACACCUGCUUCAUGAACUCCGCCUUGCAGUGUUUGAGCAACACGGCACCACUGACUGACUACUUUCUCAAAGAUGAGUAUGAAGCCGAAAUCAACAGAAUCAACCCCCUGGGGAUGAAAGGGGAAAUUGCAGAAGCCUACGCAGAGCUCAUUAAGCAGAUGUGGUCUGGAAGGGAUGCCCACGUGGCACCUCGCAUGUUCAAGACCCAAGUGGGACGUUUUGCUCCUCAGUUUUCUGGCUACCAGCAACAAGAUUCACAGGAGCUAUUAGCCUUUCUUCUAGAUGGACUGCAUGAAGAUCUGAACCGAGUAAAGAAGAAACCCUACCUGGAGCUGAAGGAUGCCAAUGGGCGGCCAGAUUCGGUGGUGGCAAAGGAAGCCUGGGAGAAUCACAGGUUGAGGAAUGAUUCUGUGAUUGUGGAUACUUUCCAUGGCCUCUUCAAAUCUACUUUGGUUUGCCCAGAAUGUUUUAAGGUUUCUGUGACCUUUGACCCAUUUUGCUAUCUAACACUCCCAUUGCCCUUGAAGAAAGAUCGAGUUAUGGAGGUUUUCCUAGUUCCUGCUGACCCUCACUGCAGACCUACCCAGUACCGCGUGACUGUGCCGCUGAUGGGGGCUGUGUCUGACCUGUGCGAGGCUCUCUCCAGGCUGUCUGGCAUUUCUGCAGAAAAUAUGGUGGUCACAGAUGUGUAUAAUCACCGAUUCCACAAAAUUUUCCAAAUGGAUGAAGGUUUAAACCAUAUCAUGCCUCGGGAUGACAUUUUCGUGUACGAGGUCUGCAGCACGUCCGUGGAUGGCUCAGAAUGUGUCACGCUUCCAGUCUACUUCAGGGAGAGGAAGUCCAGGCCAUCAAGCACCUCCUCUGGGGCAGCACUGUAUGGGCAGCCAUUGCUGCUUUCUGUCCCCAAGCAAAAGUUAACCCUUGAGUCUCUAUACCAGGCCGUUUGUGAUCGUAUCAGCCGCUAUGUGAAACAGCCUUUGCCUGACGAGUUUGGCAGCUCACCCUUGGAGCCAAGGGCCUACAGUGGCUCCAGGAACAGCUGUGAAGGAGAAGAUGAGGAAGAAAUGGAGCAUCAGGAAGAAGGCAACGAGCAGCUUUUAGAAACGGAAGGCAGUAGGGAAGAUGAUCUGGGAAAUGACCCCAGUGAGACCACCCAAAAGAAGAUCAAAGGCCAGCCCUGCCCAAAAAGGCUUUUUACCUUCAGUCUUGUGAACUCCUAUGGAACAGCUGACAUAAAUUCACUUGCAACUGAUGGAAAACUACUUAAACUCAACUCUCGAUCUACACUGGCCAUCGAUUGGGACAGUGAAACUCGGAGCCUUUACUAUGAUGAGCAAGAAUCUGAGGCCUAUGAAAAGCAUGUGAGCAUGUUACAGCUUCAGAAGAAGAAGAAGACCACAGUGGCCCUGAGAGACUGCAUCGAGCUCUUCACCACCAUGGAGACCCUUGGGGAGCAUGACCCCUGGUACUGUCCCAACUGUAAGAAGCAUCAACAGGCCACAAAGAAGUUUGACCUAUGGUCCUUGCCCAAGAUCCUGGUGGUCCACCUCAAACGUUUCUCCUACAACAGAUACUGGAGGGAUAAGCUCGACACAGUCGUAGAAUUUCCAGUCAGGUGGGUCAUGGUGACCACAUUGUUAGGAACAUUUAAAAACAGGCAAAAAAAUCUUGACAUGAUUGGCUGAGUGGUUUGCCACCAAAAACUUUUCUGAGUAAGGAUGUGUGUUGCUGGGCUCUAGGAGGUCAGAGUUUAGUUGUAGAUAUCCCUCCUGUCCCUAUCCUCCCGUCUUUGGAGAAGAGACUCUCCAGUGGAAGUAUUUGCUGAAACUCAGGCUGCUGCCAGUCAUUCCUGUCCCUUAUGCCACCUAACUGGCUUGUUUUUCCUGUCUAUUAUUUGUCACAGGGAGUCUCACAAUAGGGGACAAGGCAACCAAGAAUAGCCUGCCUGGGAGAGUUGGAUUCUUAUUGGGUGCUACAGGUGGGCUGCAGACCUGCCAUGGUCCUGUCCCUGGGAAAGGGGCUGGGACUGGCUGUCUAUUCUUAUCAUCUCAAGCCCCGGGGUAUAGAAUGUAGCUGAGAAUAGGAAAGUAAGUCAACAAGACAGGAGUUCCAGGCUGGGCUUGGUGGCUCAAGCC